AUGAAGGGGACGCUGCUUCUGCUGGUCUUGCUGGUGACCGGGGAGCUGGGCUUCCAGACAACGGAAGCAUGCAUUCCUUUCUUUGAAGCCUUUGCUGCAGUGGCCUCUGGAAACAAGGAAAUAUUGAAUGUCGUCCUUACCAAGUUUGACGCUACUGACGGGGAGAGGAAGGGUUUUGAAAAAAUCCAGGAAUGCUACAAUGAGGGAGGAUUGAAAACCAAAUUCCUGGAUUCCACAGUUCUG
Messenger RNA from Microtus ochrogaster (prairie vole), 243 nucleotides. It is a transcript of the gene Scgb2b2, whose product is annotated as androgen-binding protein homolog. The transcript is spliced from 2 exons. The record is from RefSeq and is a predicted model, not a curated record. The annotation marks the transcript as partial. Lineage: Eukaryota; Metazoa; Chordata; Mammalia; Rodentia; Cricetidae.